AUGGAAAGUAGUAAUAAGCCUUUUUGUUGUUGGGUUCUUUUGGCCUUUCUCAUUCUUUCAUGCUUUGUGGCUCAAACUCAUGGGUGGAUGAUGAGAGAACGUCUUCUACAUCCUUACAAGUUCACGCUGAAGCCAUAUUUUGGUGUAGACGACACAAAUCUUUUCGAGGCAAUUGACGACGUCGUCGAUGAGACCAAUAUUAAUGUCCUUAUUCCUCAGGAGGGCUCAAAGGAAAAAGAUAGGAUUGAGAGACUGCCUGGACAACCUCCAGUGAAUUUUUCUCAAUAUGGUGGUUAUGUCACCGUGGAUAAAUCAGCAGGUCGUGCGCUUUAUUAUUACUUUGUCGAAGCUCAGCAUUCCAAGGAUACAAUGCCUCUUCUUCUUUGGCUCAAUGGAGGCCCAGGUUGUUCAUCUCUGGCUUAUGGAGCAAUGCAAGAACUUGGACCAUUUCGCGUGCUCAGCGAUGGCAAAACACUUUUCACAAACAAAUUUUCUUGGAAUUCUGCUGCGAACGUUUUGUUUCUUGAGUCACCUGCUGGGGUGGGAUUUUCAUACUCCAAUACAACAUCAGAUUACAACAAAAUGGAGGAUAGAAACAUUGCAAUGGAUAAUUAUGUGUUUUUGGUGAAUUGGCUUGAGAGAUAUCCUGAGUACAAAAACCGAGCUUUUUAUAUUUCUGGAGAGAGCUAUGCUGGGCAUUAUGUUCCUCAGCUUGCACAAAUCAUUCUCUACAAUAACAAAAAGGCUAACAAGACCAUUAUCAACCUCAAAGGGAUCAUUAUUGGAAAUGCAGUAAUGAAUUUUGAAACUGAUACACAAGGCAUGUACGAUUACCUUGCGACACAUGCUAUCGCUUCGGAUCGAGAUGUGUCUGAAAUACGACAAAGAUGUAUCCCAUUCAAAGAUCCCGCCAAUAUCUCCCUUGUGUGCAGUGCAGCCAUGAACGUAGUUAACUCCAUUAUGUUCGACAUUGAUUUAUAUAACAUCUAUGCUCCCCUGUGCAUUUCUCCCAACACAACAUUCCAGCCCAAGAAAGCUUCUAUAUUUAAAUUUGAUCCAUGUAGCGACAAUUAUGUGUAUGCUUAUAUGAAUCGGCCUGAGGUUCAAGAAGCCCUUCAUGCCAAUGUAACUAAACUUACACACGAUUGGCAGUCAUGCAGUGAUGUCCUAAAUUUCACAGGAAUAGACCCCCCAUCAACCAUCAUUCCCCUUCUACGGGAGUUCAUGGCCAAUGCACUUCGAGUUUGGAUUUAUAGUGGCGACGUUGAUGGAGUGGUUCCUGUUACUGCGACAAAGUACUCUAUAAACUCAAUGAGUCUUCCUGUAAAGACUGCUUGGCAUUCUUGGUUCCUCAAUAAAGAGGUUGGUGGCUACACAGAAUUGUAUGAGGGAGACCUAACAUUGGUGACAGUGAGAGGCGCAGGGCACCAAGUGCCGAGCUAUCAGCCUGCCAGAGCACUUUCUUUGAUCAAGCACUUCCUUGAUGGCAUGCCUCUUCCUGGCACUAAAAUUAAGUGAUUGAGCUUAGGCUUUUUGAGUGCCAAAUUAUUUUUCAUUUGAUUGGUUUCAACUACCAUGAUUUAUAAAGAA
Messenger RNA from Alnus glutinosa, 1590 nucleotides. Its product is annotated as serine carboxypeptidase-like 40. The coding region runs from base 1 to 1518 and encodes 505 amino acids. Gene Ontology annotation, cellular component: vacuole. Lineage: Eukaryota; Viridiplantae; Streptophyta; Magnoliopsida; Fagales; Betulaceae. The transcript has 7 exons. Gene Ontology annotation, molecular function: serine-type carboxypeptidase activity. The record is from RefSeq and is a predicted model, not a curated record. Gene Ontology annotation, biological process: proteolysis.